This is a messenger RNA of Exaiptasia diaphana, 3044 nucleotides long. RefSeq lists its product as uncharacterized. The transcript is spliced from 4 exons. Gene Ontology annotation, molecular function: channel activity. Gene Ontology annotation, biological process: positive regulation of interleukin-1 production; monoatomic cation transport. The coding region runs from base 221 to 2656 and encodes 811 amino acids. NCBI's taxonomy places the organism in Eukaryota, Metazoa, Cnidaria, Anthozoa, Actiniaria, Aiptasiidae. The record is from RefSeq and is a predicted model, not a curated record.
UCAAUUUAAUCUCAUUUUGCGGUGGACAUGGAGCCCGCCACUAACUAGUAAGAACGGCUGCGAGGAGACGAGGAGACAGACUAGUGCUGACAUUGCGUGACUGAAAAGGAGCGGCAACUUCAGACCGCGAGACCGUUACAGAGCACAGCUUGUCUCAACCUAACCGAUCUUCCAUUAAUUUUUCCGAGAAGCGUUUGUUGAAAGUGGGAAAGAAUAGAACAUGAUGAUUGGAAUGGAAACACCAAAGCCUGAUGCCGGGAUGAAACUUUUGACACCGUGGUGGGAUUUGUUGAAAAGAUAUCUAACAGCUGGUAUCAUGACCAUUGCAUUAUCAACUGUGGCACUACAGGCUGCUAAAGAUAACUUGGUGUGUAUACCUGCUGUGAAGUGCAAGGGUGCAACAGCCAUCACACAAGACAUGCGCUUCACAAAUACAUGCAAGGAAGUAUUAAAAAAACUUGAAAAUGAUUCUUGGAAGGAAGUGAUGACAACAAUGGUUGACCGAAGACAGUAUGAUUUUGUUGACUCUUUGUGCUAUCAAAACUCUCUUGAGUUUUAUCCCACCUAUUUCCCAUUCAUCCUUGUUGGCAUGGCAGUAUUACUAUUGGCGAUUAACAAUAUCUGGGUUAUGUAUCCAAAGACAUCAUCCACCUUGAACCACUUUGUAUCACUGACCAUGGAGUGCUACAACUCUGUUGGAACAAACUCAGACAUAUCCCGUAUUCUUGAUGGUCCAACUAACAAUGCAGCUAACAAUGGUGCAGCUAACAAUGUUGCAGCUAACAAUGGUGCAGCUAACAAUGGGACUGCACUUGAUUCAUCUGAAGUCAUGAAAGUAAAAACACUUUAUGCUAAAGUGGAACAGUUCAAAGACCACUUUGAUAAAAAAAAUCUGUUGAUCCGUGUUUAUAUAAUUCAAGCAGCACUUGAGAUAAUAUUUUCACUUGUUUAUUUAUUUCUUAUUUUUUAUUUUUUUGCAGAGUUGGAAAAAUCAUUUGAGUGUCGAUUGGAUAAUGUGUUUAACACACCCUAUCAAUACUUUGUGUGCGCUAGGUUUAUUGCUCCAUAUUAUCAAGCAGCUACUGUGAUAUUUGGUGUGGCUGUUGCUUUGUUUUUUAUGUUGUCAUUGUGUACUCUUUGUUGGGCUUUACAUGUAAGGGUGUGCAGGUACAGCAAAAAUCUUCAUUCAGAAUCAGAAACUGACAAUAACAUAAAUAUUGUAGGUGAUUUAGCCUUUCUUUUUUCCCUUCUUGAGAAAUAUGACAAACUGUAUUUCAACAGGCUUACUGACUUUUUGUCUCGUGGCCGCAAACCAUCUCAUGCCAACAAAAGUGACUCAUCCUCAAGUGCCUGUUGCAUACGCAAAAUGCUUUGUUGGAAGAAGGGAAGAAGGGAAGAUGAGGAAUCACGUCAAAAUAUGAUAGAAAUGAGUUUUCACAUGGUUUUUGCACGUGAUGCUGUGAUGGGAGGACAGCUCAAGAUGAUUGUGACAGGUCAAACACCACUGCCUGAUGCAGGAAUGAAGAUUUUGACACCAUGGUGGGACAUGCUUACAAGAUACCUUACAGGGGGUAUCAUGACCAUUGGGUUAUCAACCGUAGCAUUGCAGGCUGCUAAAGAUCAGUUGGUGUGUAUCCCCGCUGUUGCCUGCAAAGGUGCCGAAGCUGUUCCACCAUCAUCCAUCACAGAUGACUUACGUUCCACAUGCAAGGCCGUAUUAGAAAGACUUUCAAAUGAUUCUACAWYACCAGUGAUGACAACAAUGGUUGACCGAAGACAGUAUGAUUUUGUUGACUCGUUGUGCUAUCAAAACUCUCUCAAGUGGUAUCCCACCUAUUUCCCUUUCGUUCUUGUCGCCAUGGCAGCAAUACUCUUGGUGAUUGACAACAUCUGGGUUAUGUAUCCAAAGACAUCGUCCACCUUGAACCACUUUGUAUCACUGACCAUGGAGUGCUACAACUCUGUMGGAACCAACUCGGACAUAUUCCGUGUUCUUUCAAAGUCCAAAAAGGAUGGUAAAGAUGGAGAAUCAGAUGAAGAUGAUCAACUUGAAGAUGGAGUUUCCUUUGAUUUGUCUGAARCCAUGAARGUGAAAACACUUUAUGACAAAGUGGAACAGUUCAGAGACCGCUUUGAUGAAAAGCACAGGUUGUUGAUAAUUGUUUAUACAGUGCAAGCAGCRCUUGAGAUGUUAUUUUCACUUGGUUUUCUUGUUGUUGUGAUUGUGUUUUUUGCACAGUUGGAAAAAUCGUUUGAGUGUCGAUUGGAUGAUAACGUGUUUAACACACCUUAUCAAUACUUUGUGUGCUCCAGGUUUAUUGUACCAUAUUAUGAAGCUGUGAGUUUGAUAUUUGGUGCUGCUAUUGCCYUGUAUUUCAUGGCGUCAGCGUACACACUGUACUGGACUUUAAAGAACAGUUACAGGAAAAAUAUUUUCAAAGAUGUAAAUGUGGAUGAUAACAUAAACAUCAAAGGCGAUUUAGCCUUUCUUUUCUCCCUUCUUGAGCAAUAUAACAAACUAUAUUGCGACAGGCUUGCUUUCUUUUUGUCUCAAGCCUGCAAACAAUCMCUUAUUGAUGAGAUUGCUGCAGAUCGCAAAAGGCAAAAGACAUUGCGAAGAGCAAAAAGUGAAAAAAGUAGAGCUGAUGGCAAGUGAGUCGAUGCAAGUCUUUUCCUGRCAUGUUGGAGGUUAAUCAAUUUAAGACUUAAAUACCAUGCAUUUGUUUUAUUUUUGAAUGAAAAGACAAAAUUUCAUUGCUGCAAUAACUAAUUAGAGUCUAUGCAUUGAAUUGUAACCAGCUAAAACAUAUAACAAUCAGGAUGUUAAUAAUAAAGAAUCAUAUUCAUUAUUGUUACUGUACAAAUAAUCACAAUUAACACAUUAUUAUGAUACAUUGACAUAUUARAGUUCAGCUGUUAAAUUAUUAUAAGUAUUGUAAGAUAGAAUAAUGACAAAAAGCUUAUAACSAGUAGAUCUACUCAUCUAUUUAUGUCAUGUGUCAUGUAAAACAAUAAUAAAUAAAAAAGACAUCAAAGCACACAGA